Molecule: messenger RNA, 1818 nt
Organism: Athalia rosae (coleseed sawfly)
Lineage: Eukaryota; Metazoa; Arthropoda; Insecta; Hymenoptera; Athaliidae
Gene: PICK1
Product: PRKCA-binding protein
Exons: 6
Coding region: 100-1572 (490 amino acids)
Biological process (GO): regulation of Arp2/3 complex-mediated actin nucleation; positive regulation of receptor internalization; dendritic spine maintenance
Cellular component (GO): trans-Golgi network membrane; postsynaptic early endosome; postsynaptic density
Molecular function (GO): protein kinase C binding; protein domain specific binding; phospholipid binding
Source: RefSeq, a predicted model, not a curated record
AUCCAGUGCAGAAGUAAUACUGAUUCUGGACUAAUUACUCUUAGACAUUUUGCUUGAAGAUUAUAUAUAUUCCAAAUAACAACUCAAAAAAUUCCAACAAUGGAAUCUGAGGACGAUUUUUUCUUCGAAGAAGAUAAAAUUUUAAUGAACAGCUUCUUAUCGCCUUCAGACACAAUCUCUCCUACCACAAAUUCACACGGAGCUGACCGAGAUAACGAAAUCUCUUUAACUGCUGUGCCUCUGGCUAGUGUCGCCGAACUGCAUCAGCUAACCAUAAUGGAGGAUCGCAUUCCAGACAUAGAACUGGUUGCACGAAACAGAGCUGCUGUCGCUACUCAGCUGUCUAACUAUCAACUGGGCAUGACAAUCACCUCUGGAAAUGUGGUGAUCCAGAAAGACUCGAGUAAUCUGAUUGGCGUCUGCAUCGGAGGUGGUGCACCGCUCUGCCCUUGUCUCUACAUUGUUCAAGUCUUCGACAAUACUCCAACUGCUCUCGACGGUACUCUCCAAGCUGGGGACGAGCUUGUUUCGGUCAACGGAGCAUCUGUCAAGGGAUCAACAAAAGUUGAAGUUGCAGAGAUGAUUCAUGCCUGUGAUGGACAAGUUAGCAUUAAUUACAACAAACUUCACGCGGACCCGAGGCAGGGACGAUCCCUUGACAUUGCUUUGAAGAAGGUCAAGCACAGACUCGUUGAGGGAAUGGGUAGUGCAACAGCAGAUGCUCUUGGUUUGUCACGAGCUAUUCUCUGUAACGAUGCUUUGGUGCAAAGGCUAGCUGCUUUACAGAGAACUGAAAAUCUUUACCGAGGACUAGUUGCUCAUGCAAAGGCAACUUUACGUGCCUUUUUCGAUCUUGCUCAAGUUUACAAAGCCUUCGGCGAUGCUUUUGCCGCGAUUGGAGUCAGGGAGCCACAGCCUCGAGCCAGUGAAGCUUUCAGACGGUUCGGAGAGCAGCAUAGACAAAUGGAGAAGUUUGGUGUUGCAAUGUUGAAGGCUGUUAAGCCCAUUCUGAGCGACUUAGGGACGUAUCUUCACAAAGCGAUUCCAGACACAAGAUUGACGAUAAGUAAAUACGCAGAUGCAAAAUUCGAGUAUCUCUCUUACUGUCUCAAAGUGAAGGAGCUAGAUGAUGAGGAGCAAAGUUACAUAGCCCUUCAGGAGCCGCUGUACCGACUGGAGACUGGAAACUACGAAUAUCGACUAGUCCUGCGAUGCCGGCAGGAGGCAAGAACCAAAUUUGCUAAACUAAGGUCCGACGUUUUAGUGAAGCUAGAAUUGCUCGAUAACAAACAUGUUCAAGAUGUUAUAUGGCAACUACAAAAAUUUGCUGCCGGCCUUGGGAAGUGCCAUGCUGAAUGUAGAGACUUGCUUUCCGAAUCCAGCUUGUUCCCAGUUGAAGUUGAUCUUUCACGCUCUGCAUUCCAGUACAAAACGACUGGUUCACUUCAACCCUCGAUAGACAGCGAGGAUGGUGUGGAAGAAGAGGAAGGAAAAUUAAAUGAUACCGGAGAAAGUUCCAUACUUAAUAUUCAGGAAAACAUGCUACUCUCAACAAAGCCGGACCGGCUCUAGUAUUCAAAAUUAUUUAUUCCUGAGAUCGUUUUCUUCAGUAAUAAUUUUUCAUAGAGACAUAAUCAAAUCACAAGAACGUUUUCCUACUUGUUUUUGCCUUUAGUUUUACCUACUUUCAGGCAGCUGGAUUUCUUUGAGUGAAACCAGAAUGUCCACUUCUCUCUCACCUGCAUACCAUUUGACCGAUAUUUAACACCAAUUAUUUGAAGCAAGGUGUGAAGUGAAUAAAAAGUGAAUUGAUAAAAA